AUGUGGGGAACACGGCAGCCCUUUGGAAUCCGGCAACUGCUGCUCCUGCUGGCAGCGAUCCCACUCACACAGGUGCAGGCAACCCACCCGGAGUGCUCCAUCGUUCUGCAUUUACAGGAACGAGAGGCGGAGUGUCUGGAAACAAUCAGGAGUGAAAACCAAAGCAAUGAGUCUCCAGAGUCUUCCAGCUGGAAAGGCUGUCCGAGGGAGUGGGAUGGCGUCAGCUGCUGGCCGGCGGUGUCAAUUGGCCAGUCCCAAGCAGUGACCUGUCAAGAGAUCCUUCAAGUAUUCAAGAAAUCUCAAGUGUUGAUAAGCAGGAACUGCACAGAAUCCGGCUGGAGCAGCCCCAGCCCCGCGUACUACGCCUGCGAGCUGAAUGGCAGCAAUAAGGACACAGAAGCCAAGGGGGCCUAUUUUGCCACUGUGAAGGUGCUUUAUACCUGUGGCUACUCCACCUCCCUGGCUGCUCUGCUCCUGGCCAUCAGCAUCUUCUCCUGCUUCAGGAAGCUUCACUGCACCAGGAAUUCCAUCCACAUCCACUUCUUCUCCUCCUUCAUAAUGCGGGGAGCUGCCGUGUUCAUCAAAGACUCCAUGCUCUUUGCGGAUGAAUCCAUCAAUCACUGUACCAUGUCAACGGUGAACUGCAAAGUGGCCAUUGCUUUCUUCCAGUACUCCGUGCUGGCCAACUUCUACUGGCUCCUCGUAGAGGGGAUGUACCUGCAAACACUGCUGCUGUUCACCUUCACCUCUGACAAGAGGUAUUUCUGGUGGUACACUCUCAUUGGCUGGGGUGUCCCUAUGCUCAUUGUGAGCUUGUGGAUCUUCGCCCGGCUACAAUAUGACAACCAUGGGUGUUGGGAUGACUAUGCCAGUCUGUACUGGUGGGUGAUCAAGGCUCCCAUUCUCUUUGCCAUCUUUAUGAACUUUCUCAUCUUCCUGAAUGUGAUCCGAAUGUUAGUGCAGAAGAUUCGAUCCCCUGACGUUGGCAAAAACUACAAGCAGCAGUACAUGAGACUGGCAAAAUCCACACUGCUUCUCAUCCCCCUCUUCGGGGUUCACUACGUGGUAUUCGCCCUCUUCCCGGAACAUAUUGGUGUUGAAGCAAGACUCUAUUUUGAACUGGUUCUUGGCUCCUAUCAGGGGUUCCUGGUGGCUCUGCUGUACUGCUUCCUGAAUGGGGAGGUGCAGGCGGAGAUCCAGAGGAACUGGGGCAAAUGGCAGUCAUCCAUGGAGAGCAAUGUCUUCAACCUGGUGACCCAAGACUCUACAGCCUGAGAAGGGAAGGGGCUGGUGAUAAACAGCUUCCCAAAGCCUGACCGCUACUCCAUGCCCCACAGCAGCAGCCCCAGCGGGGAGUAGGGCAGUGCCUUGCAUUCCACUUUGCCACCCAGUUUGUUUCAGCUUCCUUGGCCAAACAUACAGAGAUGGGGACUGAGGGAAAAGACCUUGUAGAUCCACUCGAGCCCCUCCCCAGAGAUUGCUGCAGGGUCGU
This is a messenger RNA of Gopherus flavomarginatus (Mexican gopher tortoise), 1492 nucleotides long. RefSeq names its product vasoactive intestinal polypeptide receptor 1-like. Gene Ontology annotation, biological process: cell surface receptor signaling pathway; adenylate cyclase-modulating G protein-coupled receptor signaling pathway. NCBI's taxonomy places the organism in Eukaryota, Metazoa, Chordata, Testudines, Testudinidae. Gene Ontology annotation, cellular component: plasma membrane. The record is from RefSeq and is a predicted model, not a curated record. The transcript has 13 exons. The coding region runs from base 1 to 1275 and encodes 424 amino acids. Gene Ontology annotation, molecular function: G protein-coupled peptide receptor activity; peptide hormone binding.